Messenger RNA from Capsella rubella, 2677 nucleotides. RefSeq lists its product as uncharacterized. NCBI's taxonomy places the organism in Eukaryota, Viridiplantae, Streptophyta, Magnoliopsida, Brassicales, Brassicaceae. The record is from RefSeq and is a predicted model, not a curated record. Gene Ontology annotation, biological process: protein transport. Bases 252 to 2426 code for a protein of 724 amino acids. The transcript is spliced from 6 exons.
GAGAAAGCACUGAUUAGUCAGUUCACCACCACCACCACCAUGUUCCCCAAAGCUUGAGAUGCGGCUUCUUUGCUUUUAAUUUUGAAUACAAAAGAGAGAUAUACAUACGCUACGCUAUUAUUAUUCUCCUCCUCCUCCUCCUUCUUCUCUCUCUCUUCUCAAGCUGAUCACUCUCGGAAUCUGGUUUUCAUUUUUGGAUCAUCGUUGUUGCGGAAUCGUCAAGAGAUUCACAAAAAAAACAAAAAAAAAAGAUGUUUGAUGGUCUCCUAGGCCGCGGUUUUGCUCCUAAGGGAAAACCACUGAUAAAACUCACUAAGAAUCGGAUCGAUGUUCUUCGGAGGAAGAAGACUGCUACAAUCAAGUUUCUCAAGAAGGAUUUGGCUGAUCUCGUCAUUAACGGUCACGACGCCAAUGCUUAUAGCAGGGUUGGAGGGCUUCUUGAUGAAUUACGGUAUCUCUGGAAUCUUGACUUUCUUGAGCAGACCUGUGAUUUCGUAUACAAGCAGCUCUCUACGAUGCAAAAGAUUGGGGAAUGUCCAGAAGAGUGUCGUGAAGCUGUGUCGUCGUUAAUGUUUGCAGCCUCUGGAUUUUCUGAGUUGCCUGAGCUGCGUGAACUGAGGCAAAUGUUUCACGAAAAAUACGCAGAUUCACUUGGAUUGUUUGUUAACCAAGAGCUUGUUGAGAACAUGUCAUCAAAGCCAUUCUCUAUGGAGAAGAAAAUUAAGUUAAUGGAAGAUGUUGCAUUGGAGUUCUCUAUUCGCUGGGAUUCCAGAGAUUUUGAGAAAAGGAUUGAGAGACAGAAUAGUACUUCAGCAAAGGAGACCCCAAAAAGAACUUACGACAAGUACAAGCCUGUAGACAGAAACAUGGCCUUGCCAAAAAGAGAAGAGUUUGCAGGUUUUGAAAAUGGUCUUAGCUUGAACAGAAAAAAGGCUGAGGCAUCAGAAAGAAGAGAUCCUUUGUUUCAACCUGAUAAAGAAAGUUAUCAGAAUGGUCUUAGAGGAAAUCAGCAUAGCCUAACAUCUAAAGAAAGGUCAGAUAAUGUUAGCCAUGCCUCCAGAUCGGAAAGCAAGGACAAUAAGGCAGAAAGGAAAGAGUUUCAUUUGUCGCAUAAGCAAGCAUCUGCUAGAGAAAGACAUCAGCCUAUUUUUAACGAAGGUGACACUAUUGUGAUGAAGGUCAAACAUGAGAAUCUCGGUCAAGGGAAUGGACAUCGACCUGGUGUAGUUGACGCACAUAAGAAACCCGAGGUUAUUGCCCCAGAAAGAAAAGAGUUUUAUAGAGAAAGACAUCGACCCAUUUUCAACGAAGGUGACACUAUAGUAAUGAAGGUCAAGCGUGAGAACCAUUUUCAAGGGAAUGGAAAUCAAAAUGGUGUAGUUGAUGCGUAUAAGGAAACAGAGGUUAAUGCUUCAGAGAAACAUAAGCCUAGCAGCACCAAAAGAGCUGACAAGUUAGUUAUCGGAUUUAAACAAGAGAGUUUCUUUCAAGGAUACAAACAUGAGAAAAACGAAGAGCAUGCACAUCAGAAAGUGGAAGACAAUACCUCAAGACCUCCGAAGCCAAGUAGCAAGUUAAAGAGAGCGGAAUCUACUGAUCCAGGAUCUAGACACCGUAAUGGUUGGGAGAGUAAAGAAAAUGCAGUUCUUGUGGGAAAGAGCACGGAAGAAGAUCCAUCUGUUGGUAAAGUUAAGGGUGGUGAAAAUGAAUAUGGUCAAUCAAAUCCAACAUGGAAAGUUGAGGAGCGAGAAACAGAGAGAAUGAAAUCGCCUUUCUACAAAUCCCUUCCACCUCCGUAUGUUAAAUCUAGUAGUAAAGCAAGGAAUGAAAAAGCUGAAGCUUCGGAGAACACAAAGGCUCGUUUUGAUGGCGAAGAAGGGAAUCAUGCAGACAUUGAUAAGAAUGUUUCUGGGGUAGAGAAGGGAAUUGAAGGAGGUCAUCUUCAAGUAGAUGAAAUAGAUAAUGCAUCUCUGAAACGGCGAACUAGUAGAAGAAAACACAUUGUACAAUCAGUUGGUGAUGAUGAUCAUACAAGAAGCCGAAGAAGGGAAAACUCAAGGAAAGGGCUUCAAGUCUUAGUUGAUGAGGAUGAGAAGGACAAUGAGGAAAAGAUAAUGGAUAAACUUCUCAUGCAUUACAGUAAGAAACCUUCAAGUUAUGAAAAGAACAAUGUACAACAAGGAUCCAAAAGCAGACGUACACAUCUUAAAAAAAGUGAUUCUGAUGAAGAGAUGAUGAUUCCUCAACCCGUCAGGUCACGUUCAUUACCCCCUGAACAAUGGGCUGAGCCAUCUGAACCUAGAAAAACGUUUGCCCGUGCAGCCUCGUUUCAGCCAGAACGUUCGAGUGAAGCUAAGCACGUUCACCCCAAGUUACCAAACUAUGAAGAUUUGGCUGCCAGAUUUGCAGAGCUUAAAGGAAUGUAGAUUAUACAGUUGAUGCCUAGAAACGUAGAUGGAGAUUAAAUACCCAAUUCACAUAUUCGUUAUUAACUUCUUCAUAGUGCUUUGUCCCAUAUUGCAUAUGUAUUAUGGUCUGUUUGUUAUACUAGUUGGGAUUGGGAGAGUGACACAUUGUUAUGGACCCCAAAUGUUGUUGAUCAAAUGUUUGCUUUUGGAUUUUAUGCAUCAGUUUAAUAACAAAGUUUAAAGGUACUGAUGAUUAACAUGAUUUUUCA